AUGAGAGAGAGUAGCCAUAGACCUCUCAUAUUUGGAACCCCUUUCCUGUCUACUGUGGGUGCCAUAUUUGAUUUCCCCAAUCAAAGAAUCUCUUUCAACAAGGUGAACAAGGGUAUGUUCUUCCCUAUGUGUUCAACAAAGAACUCUUUUGUUGACAUGGUCCAAGAGGAGAAAGUUACUUUGAAGCCACCCCAAGAAGGAGAAACUGAAGAAACAAUCAAGGAAGAUCCCAUUCCUAAGCCCAAGCAGCUUGCCAAACAAGCAAGGAGUAAGACUAAGGCCCCUACACCAAAACCGCCCAAGGGAUCAACCAAGAUUGAAGAUGAGGCCAAGCCAAGAAGAAGGUUAGAAAACCUAGUAGUGCCAAGGGACAUUCAUGGAGAGAUUGUCUAUCCAGCUGUGAAUCACCCACCAGAUACUCAUUGCAAGGAGAAAAGACUUGGAGGAUCAAAGAUGCCUCUUGUCUCCAUCUUCUCCUGA
Messenger RNA from Microthlaspi erraticum, 480 nucleotides. Lineage: Eukaryota; Viridiplantae; Streptophyta; Magnoliopsida; Brassicales; Brassicaceae. The record is from the annotation of a GenBank genome assembly.